Messenger RNA from Myripristis murdjan (pinecone soldierfish), 2019 nucleotides. Its product is annotated as NXPE family member 3-like. Lineage: Eukaryota; Metazoa; Chordata; Actinopteri; Holocentriformes; Holocentridae. Bases 1 to 1545 code for a protein of 514 amino acids. The record is from RefSeq and is a predicted model, not a curated record. The transcript is spliced from 5 exons.
AUGACCUCCACCUUCACCAUGCUGAGAGUCUUCCCUGUCCAAAAACAUCAGCCUGCUAACUGCAGCCACCAGCAGCUGUCACCUGAUGAACGCCGCCUGCUGGACUCCAUCGCUUGGCCUGAAACCCCUCCCCUCCCUGUGCCCAUAUCCCUGAAGGCAACCUCUGACCCCACCCACAGCACCUUCACAAUCCUGCCGGUGAGGGCAGGAGGUCAGUGGUAUGUCGGCGAUGAGCUGGAGGCUCUAAUCCAAAUUGGUGACUUCCAGGGUCGUCCAAAACACUUCGGGGGAGAUUUCCUGGUUGCCCGGCUGCAUGACCAGACCCUCGGUGCAGGCGUGGCCGGGCGAGUGGUGGACCACCUGAAUGGCUACUACACCGCUGUGUUUCCAUUACUAUGGGAGGGACGAGCACAAGUUGAGGUGACGCUGGUUCACCCCAGUGAGGCCAUCACGGUGCUGCGCAGGCUGAACAUGGAGUACCCAGACCGAGUUGAGUUCAAGAGCCUCUUCCGCUCCGGCUCUGUCUCUGAAACAAUGGUUUGUAACAUCUGCCUGCCUCAAAACCAACCACUGUGCAACUACACCGACCUCCACACGGGGGAGCCGUGGUUCUGCUACAAGCCAAAGAAUCUGAGCUGUGAUACCAGGAUCAACCACUAUAAAGGAUAUGUGAGUCAAAACCUCAUGGCCAAGGAGGAGACGCUCUUUGAAAGUGGGGUCAACAUGAAAGUCUCCAUUCAUGCAUCAGGGCCUGACAAAGUAACUGUGCUGCCAAAGGAGCAAGGACAACCAGAGGUGAAGAGCAGCACCGUGAAGCCUGAACCUGCUGGAUAUUACUACCAGGGUGCAUGGCGAGCACUGGGGGGUGCCACAGUUCAUCAGUUCAACGACGCCUCUGCCAUCAGCCAGUGUCUGACAGACAAGGUGGUGCACCUGUACGGCGACUCCACCAUGAGACAGUGGUUUGAACACCUCAGCAGAGUUCUGCCAGACCUCAAGGUGUUUAAUUUGCACAGCAGCAUGCAGUGUGGACCCUUCAUGGCUGUGGACACGGCCCGAAACAUCUUGGUGAAGUUUCACUGCCACGCCCCUCCAAUCCGUUCCUACACCGUCUCAUCCAUCAAACUCAGCUAUGUUGCCAACGAGCUGGACUGGCUGGUUGGAGGCUCCAACACUGUCGUGGUUUUCACCAUCUGGGCUCACUUUGGCACUUAUCCCGUCGGGGUGUACCUACGGCGACUUCAGAGCAUCCGCAAGGCGGUGCAGCGGCUGCUGGACAGAGCUCCUGACACGCUGGUGGUCAUCCGGACAGGAAACCUCAAGGCCUUGAAUCUUGACGUGGCGCUGAGCAAUAGUGACUGGUACUCCCUGCAGCGGGAUAAGGUGCUCCGGGCCGUGUUCAAAGGGCUGAACGUUCGCCUGGUGGAUGCCUGGGAUAUGGUCCUGGCCCACCAUUUGCCCCAUGACCUUCACCCGCCGCCCCCCAUUAUCAAGAACAUGAUAGACGUCCUCUUGUCCUACAUAUGCCCGCCAAAAAAUGGCUAAGUGGGCCUCAUUUAUCAGUUUAUAAGUUUUGUACAAAGGACUGCAGAUUUGAGUGCCAAGAAGCACUAAAAAAUUGCUCCAUGUGCAAUUUAUGAAACAGUCACACCUCCUCAAAACGACCAAUGAUCAUAUUGAUCACACUAAGUGAGAGAAUUGAUAUUUAUCUCAAAAUCAAACAUUUUACUCGCGGUUGAAAAAUUACACACUCUCAGAUGAGACACCAAAGAUGAAACAGGUAAAUGACAAUCCUGUUGGUGAAAUGAGCAAACAUUAUAACUUAUAUUUCAUCCUACACCACUUUGAGAAAUGAUCCACAGUGUAUGCUUAAGAGUCUAUUUAGCACACCGGAGCCACUGAUCUACCAGGGACACAUGAAUGACAUUUGUCUCUGACACAGCAGGUCGAUUGGCCGAGCAGGCCGCUAUCUGAAAAACUGAAUUACUUCACCAGUUACUGCAGGUAAAAGUAAUUAGU